CCCCCACGCCCCGGUGCCCCCCCCCCCCCCAUAGGCGGGUGGCCAUGUCGGGGGACUACGAGGAGGACGUGUGCCGCAGCGCCCUGCGCCUGGUGCAGGAGCUCUGCUUCGCCCCCCGUGCCCGCGCCCAGCACCAGCAGUGCCUGGAGUUCACCGACCUCCUGCGGCACCGCGGGCACCCCCGGCCCGCCGACGCUGACAUCUCGGUGAGCCUGCUGUCGGUGAUCGUCACCUUCUGCGGCAUCGUGCUGCUGGGCGUCUCGCUCUUCGUCUCCUGGAAGCUCUGCUGGGUGCCCUGGCGCGACAAGGGGGGCGCGGGGGCCACCCCCCGCAAGGAACCCCCCCACCCCGCGCCCUUCGGGGAACCCGAGCGGGGGGAAGCGGGGGCCGAAGCCCCCGAGCGCUCCUACCUGGACAUGGGGUCGUGCCCCGAGGCCGCCCUGAAGCUGAGCCAGACGUCGCCCGAGCUGCCCCUGGAGCGCGAAGGGGCCGGGGGGGCCCUGCCCAGCGCCACCUCCCAGCAGCAAGUGGCGGCGUUGGGACACGGGGGCAG
Messenger RNA from Oxyura jamaicensis (ruddy duck), 553 nucleotides. Its product is annotated as synaptotagmin-C-like. The transcript has 2 exons. NCBI's taxonomy places the organism in Eukaryota, Metazoa, Chordata, Aves, Anseriformes, Anatidae. The record is from RefSeq and is a predicted model, not a curated record. The annotation marks the transcript as partial.